Hibiscus syriacus is the source of this 2321-nucleotide messenger RNA. RefSeq names its product ubiquitin carboxyl-terminal hydrolase 24-like. Gene Ontology annotation, molecular function: cysteine-type endopeptidase activity; cysteine-type deubiquitinase activity. The record is from RefSeq and is a predicted model, not a curated record. Gene Ontology annotation, biological process: protein deubiquitination. Gene Ontology annotation, cellular component: cytosol; nucleus. NCBI's taxonomy places the organism in Eukaryota, Viridiplantae, Streptophyta, Magnoliopsida, Malvales, Malvaceae.
CACCACCACCACAUCACAGCCACCAUCUGCAAUUAACAAGCACUCCCCUUUUCCCUCUGCCAUUAAAAGAAAAUAAUAAGUAAAAGAACCCUAACCCUAGAAAUCCAAAAGGAGAAGGAUUAACCGCGUCGGAGUUGGAUUUCAAAGCCUGUUGAUGCUGAGUUUUGGUGAAGUUGAAGAGGAUCGAAGAGAGGGUUCUUCCAAUAAAUGCUCUCUCUAUAUCUCCCCUUCAAAGUUGAUUCCUUUUUCAUGUCUUCUUCAGUCACACCCUCUUUAUUCUCUGCACAUUCAGGGUUUUCCCAAGCCCUAGACUUUGAUCUUUGUUCUAUACCUCUCGUUUCUUCUCAAACUUCUCCUUUGUAUAAGACAUGACUGAUUCUAAGGUAUUUGUUUUCGGAUCCUUCACCGAAGAAGAAACCAGGUCAUUGCUGUCGAAGCAGUCCCCCGGAAAAUCUGAAAAGCCUGUGGAAAAGAAGGAAUUGCAAUUUGGUUCUUUCGAUUUUUCAGAUGGAGGAUCUUUGGGGAGUACCAAUGGUAAUUUAAGCAACAAGCCAAGUUCUAUGAAUGGACCAGUUGAAUCUUUAUCCUCAAGUUCUCUAUUUGAGGGUGUAAAAAGUAGAAAAACAACUACAGAUUGUUCCUCGAGUGCACUUCAAACUCCAAAAGAAAUUCUAAAUGCUAAGAGUUCCAGAAGUAACUGUAUCCUCAACAAUGGCAUAAAACGGCUGAAUGCAGAAGGCAUUGAUUUAACUCAACUGCAAUUAUCCAAAAAUAAAUGUGGUCCCUUGAAUGAUUCUCAGAGUUCGAAAUUUUAUGUCCUUGAGAGUGGAGUUAUAGAGGGUGGAGAUCAAAAUGGGAAUGAGAUGAAUGAUGUUUUGUUAGGAAGCCCUGUUCAAGGAGACAUUUCAAAAGAAGCCGAGGAUCCAAUUAAACUUGUUAAAAACUUAUCACCCCGUGGCUUGAUUAACUCUGGGAAUUUAUGCUUUCUCAAUGCCACUUUACAGGCUCUCCUAUACUGUUCUCCUUUUGUUCAGCUCUUACAGCAACUUAGACUUCGUAAUAUACCCAAGGUUGGCUAUCCAAUAUUAACUUCUUUUGCUGAGUUUAUAUCCGACUUUAAUGUGCCACCCACCGAUCCUAAUUUGAAGAGAAAGGAUACAACGGCCCUUGAGAUUGGUAGACCAUUCAGUCCUGUCAUGUUUGAAUCUGUCCUUAAAAGCUUUACUCCAGAUGUGCCAAAUAGCAUAUCUGGUAGGCCAAGGCAGGAAGAUGCUCAGGAAUUUCUAAGUUUUAUCAUGGAUCAAAUGCAUGAUGAAUUGGUUAAGCUUCAAGGGCAGUCCGAUAGCUCAAAUGGGGUCAGGUCGUCACUAGUUUCUUCUGCAGAAGAUGAUGAAUGGGAGACUGUUGGACCAAAAAACAAAUCUGCUGUCACAAGAACUCAAAGCUUCCUUCCAUCCGAGUUAAGUGAUAUUUUUGGAGGACAGUUGAGAAGUGUGGUGAAGGCUAAAGGAAAUAAACCUUCUGCUACUGUUCAACCAUAUCUAUUGCUCCACCUUGAUAUACAUCCUGAUGCUGUUCAUACUAUUGAGGAUGCACUUCAUUUGUUCUCAGCACCAGAAUAUCUAGAGGGUUACCGUGCAUCAACAGCCGGGAAGGCUGAUGUUGUUGCUGCCAAAAAAUCUGUCAAGAUACAGACACUUUCGAAGAUAAUGAUUUUGCACCUGAUGCGUUUUAGCUAUGGAAGCCAGGGGAGUACCAAGCUGCAUAAGCCUGUACACUUCCCACUUGAGCUGACACUGGGUCGGGAGCUACUUUUUUCUCCAUCCACCGAGGGCCGGAAAUAUGAACUUGUUGCUACGAUAACCCAUCAUGGAAGAGAUCCCUCCAGGGGGCAUUAUACUGCUGAUGCUCGUUAUCCCAAUGGCCAAUGGCUGCGCUUCGAUGAUGCCUCUGUCACUGCCAUUGGGACAAGCAAGGUGUUACAUGACCAUGCAUAUGUUCUCUUUUAUAAACAAACAUAGAAGCUGUCAUUUUAGACCUCUUCAGUGAAUAUUCAACCUCUGAUUUUCCCUUCCCUUCCCUUUAACCGCUGGUCACGCCUUAUCUUCAAAUGGAGAUUUUGACUGCAACUGAUAUAUAUAUAUAUAUAUAUAAGACGUUCUUAAGUAGUGAUUUUGUUUUGUUUGUUUUCUUAUUAUCAUGAGUUAAGAACAGUCCUAUUAGGUAUGGAGGAAUUAUGCAUGUAUACAAAACAUAGAACAUACGCUAUUGUAUUCUUGUGUAUACAUGUUAUAUUUAUUAUAAGGUAUGCUUUUGGAGAA